CCCUUGAGAGUCCAGCUCCUUCCCACUCAAACCCCGAAACUUAGAAACUCAUACGCAGGAUUGGGAUGGCAUCUGAUCCCUUAAAUGAAGUGCCUUUGGGUCGAUUCACCGUUUUGCCCCAAGGUUCAGCCAGCCUAAAGCUGGGUUUGUUGACCCUGCUGCAAUUUGUGACCCUGAGCUGCAUUUCUUCCUCCGAAGCUCUCAUUGCUCCGUCGUUGGUUCCCCGGGUCAAAUCUAGCUACAAUUUUGGCCGGACUUUCCUGGGACUUGACAAAUGCAACGCCUGCAUCGGGACAUCCAUUUGUAAGAAGUUCUUUAAAGAAGAAAUCAGGUUUGACAACUGGCUUGCUUCCCACCUCAAACUUCCUCCUGAUUACUUUUCCACUUAUCCUGCAAACUACUCAGAUGAUACCAAAAGCUGGCGCCCAGUGGAGAUUUCCAGGCUAAUAAGUAAAUACCAAAAUGAACUUUCUGAUAGGAGAAUCUGUGCAUCAGCUUCUGGUUCAAAGAACUGCAGCAUUGAGAGAGUCCUGAGGAAAACAGAAAGAGUCCAAAAAUGGCUGAAGGCCAAGCGCCUCACUCCAGACCUGGUGCAGGGUCUGCCUAGUCCAAUGCUACGAUGUCCCUCACAGAGGCUCUUAGAUCGCAUUGUCCGGAGAUAUGCUGAAGUGGCAGAUGCUGGCAGUGUCUUCAUGGAUCAUUUUACUGAGCGGGACAAAUUGCGCCUUCUCUAUACCCUUUCCAUCAAUACUCAUCCCAUCUUGUUACAGAUCUUCCCAGGGGCUGAGGGGUGGCCCUUGCCCAGAUAUCUAGGCUCCUGUGGCCGAUUCCUGGUCAGCACCAGCACACAGCCCCUGGAGGAGUUCUACAACUCCCCUGCAGACCAGGCAGCUGACUUGGCGUUCCAGCUCCUUAGCAUUAUGGAUUCCCUGAGGAACAAUGACUUGAACUAUUUCUUUUACUUCACCCGCAUUGAUGCUGGCACGUUUGGCAUUUUUGACAAUGGACAUCUGUUCAUACGAGAUGCCAGCACAGUGGGCGUCAUUGACAAGCAGCAAGGUAGCCUGACUCUAGACAGGCAAGAAGAAUACAAAGACAUAUUUAGUUGCCUGGUCUUAGACUGCCGGUAUCCAUUUCCUUCUUGCAAUACAGUGAAGGAGAAACAGAACUUGGUGAUGGUCUGUCAGCAGCUUCUGCCCCGGCUUCUCAAAGGGAAAUUUCCCCAGCUUAUACAAGCGGAGAUAGAUUCUGCCCUGGUUCUUUGUGGGAACCCUUUGCUCUCAGACCAGGAGGUCAUCAGUGCAGCCAGCAAACUGAAGGGUAUCUUGAAACCACUGAGAACCUGUGAUCCUCGUUAUGCUUAUCGCUAUCCAGACUGCAAAUACAGUGAUAGGUACUGAGAAGACUCGGUGUUCUCAUGGAGGAAGAUGAAGGAACACCUGGCAUUCACCUGCUAAAAAGAAAAUAUGGUGGAAGGACUUAAUAAAGUAUCCCACCAUGGUUUAUAUGCUAUUUCCACAAUAUGAAAAUGCUUGGUGGAAUAGUGGAUAGAAUGGUCUCAGACGCUUUCUAGCUGUGUGACCUGGACAAGAGAAUGACCAUUGUGAAUACUUCACAGGGCUGGUUUCCAACAUUUGGUGCUUACCAUCAUCAGGUGUCUGCAUAACAUUUGGCACUACAUCAAUCACAUCAACUUAAUCUCCAUCUGCCUCAGUUUUCUCAUCUAUAAAAUGGGGAUAGUAAUAGCACCUGAGGUGGUACAAUAAAUAGAAUGCCAGGUUUGAUCCUGGACAAUUCACUUAAUUAUAUUUGCCUCUGUUUCCUCAUCUCUGAAAUGAGCUGGAUAAGGAAAUGGCAAACCACUCCAUCAUCUUUGCCAAGAAAACCCCAAAUUGGGUCACAGUCAGAUGACUGAAAACAACUCAACAAUAACAACACAAAUAAUAGCACAUACCUAAUAGUAUCAAAUGAGAUCAAUAUUUGCAAAAUGUUUAGCUUAGCAAACCAAAUGCUAGCUAUUAUUAUUGUUAUUAUUAAAUGGUUAAACCAAUUUUCAACCUGUGUCAUCUGACUCCAAGUAGAGGACCCUUUUCUGGACAUCAUACUACCUCAAUUACUGUUCUUGCUUUGUAGAAGCUAAGUAUCAAACAGCUGAGAGCAGAUGAUCAGCAGUGAAUAGAAAAUUUCUUUUCCCACUACAGCAAGUGGUACCUGUUGGUGGGCAAAGGCAAACAAUAACAUAUUGCUGGCUCUCUUUUCUCCCAGUCUCCCACUCCUGUGCUUUUGGUCUUUUCUCUUUCCUUCCUCCUCUUCUUUCUCUCUCUCCUUCUCUUCUUUCUCCUUUCCCUUCCCCUUCUUCUUUGUUCUUCUCCCUCUCUCCUCAUCCUCUUCCUACUCAUUGCCAGUUUUUCUUCAUAGAAUCAGAGGAUGUUAAGAGCUGAAAAGCUCUUAUCCAAAUAUUACCCCCAAUUUAAGGCAUCCUACCUUCAUAGUCUUCCCCAAGCAUCUCAAUCUAUAAUACCUUCUCUAUCCUCUGAGCUCCUAUAACAGUUAUUAUUUGCACUAUUAUUAUUACUAAGAGCUUUCAUUUAUAAGCAACUUUUUAAGUAUAAAGUGCUUUACAUAAUCUGAUUCUCACAACAAUCUUGUGAAUUAGGUGUUAUUAAUAUUCUUUUUUUUACAGAUAUAGUAAUGAAGGCAUAGAGAAAUUAAGCAACUUGAAUACAGUCACAUAGCUUAAGGAAUAUCAAAGGUGGGAUUUAAACUUAGGUCUUUUUGGAUUUCAAGUUCAGCACUCAUUGAGUACUUAUUUCCUAUUUUGUGUUGUUCAUUGCUUUUAUAUAUACAAAUAGAAUUUGUAGAAGAAUGAAAUUUGAUUAGCAAGGUCAGUUAAUCACUCUAUUUGACCCAUUGUUAUCUCCUUAUUAACAGAUAUAGAUAUAUAAAUGCUCCUUCUCUAGCCUGAGGAAGUUUGUCAAAUGAUCAAUAACUCCAAGGACCCUUUUCCCUCUCAAUCCCACUUCAGAAACACCUUGAUAACACAUCACAAUAUUAAGAGUUUUUCCUCUUUUUUCCUUUGGAGAUUUUUCUCUUUCCAAUAAAUAUACUUAAACUAACAAAA
Antechinus flavipes (yellow-footed antechinus) is the source of this 3121-nucleotide messenger RNA. RefSeq names its product divergent protein kinase domain 2B (gene DIPK2B). The transcript is spliced from 6 exons. The record is from RefSeq and is a predicted model, not a curated record. The coding region runs from base 66 to 1400 and encodes 444 amino acids. Lineage: Eukaryota; Metazoa; Chordata; Mammalia; Dasyuromorphia; Dasyuridae.